[Torrubiella] hemipterigena is the source of this 1386-nucleotide messenger RNA. The record is from the annotation of a GenBank genome assembly. NCBI's taxonomy places the organism in Eukaryota, Fungi, Ascomycota, Sordariomycetes, Hypocreales, Clavicipitaceae.
CUUCACGGAGCCAGUCUACACUUAGUGAUGUCAUUCUCACGUGAGAGCCACUCUGAGGCGUUCGACCCAAUCUGCGAACCUCCGUAGUAAUCUUCAAUCGUGUCGUCUGCCAACGAAUAUCAAUUGCCCAACACACAGUUUCAACAUGUUGCGACCACCUGUCUUGCGAUCUCUUACGCGGGGUACAUCGCGUAUUGGCGCCUUUGCCCCCUGCCGUAGCCUAGCGACAAAGGGCGCCUUCAGCAAACUGUCCUCGAAUCUCGACGUCAACCAGAUUCACAACAGACGCCGCGAGUAUGAGAGCAAUCGCACCGCAUUUCUUACCGCUGGAGCUGCUGCCGGAAUUCUAGCAUCUAUAUAUACAGCGUGGAAGUUGAAGCAGUCAAUUGACCUCGACAAAGAAAAGGCGAAACUUGCGGCAAAAUGCGACACUGAGAUCCCGACAGAGACAUUCAAGACAGAGGCGGGGGAGAAGCGCAAGCUUGUUGUUCAUGAUGACCAAGGAAAUGAGAUUGUUCCUACUGGAAACAGCGUUGUGAAGGCUUUCCCCAGGUUGCUGACACUAGAUGGAUCUGGCAAUGACAACGUCACGAGCAUUGCGGCGGCCGGCCAGGAUGAGUACACUCUGGUUGGCCUUGGUAUGCGUACAGUUACUUUCCUCGGCAUUCAAGUAUACCUUGUCGGCUGGUAUGUCGCUACACAAGACAUUGCCAAACUCCAGCAUUAUUUGGUUAAGAAGAUUAACCCUCUGGCGACAACUCUUAUCCCAUCAGAAAAAGACGAACUUCGCCAAAGACUAUUAGACCCCAAGGAAGGCGAGCAGCUAUGGGACGAGCUGCUCCAGGAAUCUGGCUGCCGUAGCGUCUUCCGCAUCUCGCCAGUGCGCGACACCGAUUUCCAUCACUUGCGCGAUGGCUUUGUACGAGCAAUUGCCGCACGUUCCAACCUGCAGAAGCAGGCAUACAACGACGAGGAUUUUGGUGAGGCCAUGAAAGACUUCAAGGGACUCUUUAGUCGUGGCAAGGUACCGAAGCAGAGAGAGAUGUUGCUUUGCCGUGAUGCGCGCGGCCAGCUCAAGGUUACAUACACUUCCGACACUGCCGUGGCUGGUGAGCCGCAGAGUCGACAGGCUCUUGGGCAGGUAGCAGACGAACGCCUGUCACGUCUGCUCUGGCUCAACUAUCUGGCUGGUAAGAAUGUUGCAUCUGAGCCUGCGCGCCAAAAUAUUAUCGAGGGUGUGAUGGAGUUCGUGGAGAGACCGGUAGGAACAGUUGCGACUCAGGUCGUCUAAAAGUGGCUAGGUUAGACAAGAGAAGGCUACAGCCUAUGUAUCACAAUGUAAUAUGCGAAUGACAACCCCAUUCAUAAUAAAUCACAUUAGAACUC